This is a messenger RNA of Annulohypoxylon truncatum, 1787 nucleotides long. Its product is annotated as RING-1 like protein. The transcript has a single exon. The record is from RefSeq and is a predicted model, not a curated record. Bases 200 to 1477 code for a protein of 425 amino acids. Gene Ontology annotation, cellular component: peroxisomal membrane. Lineage: Eukaryota; Fungi; Ascomycota; Sordariomycetes; Xylariales; Hypoxylaceae. Gene Ontology annotation, biological process: protein import into peroxisome matrix. Gene Ontology annotation, molecular function: zinc ion binding.
CCGAGGUACAAGCAAGCAACUGGCAGUGACAUCGAUAUCCACAUAUUGGAAGCUUCACCUUUAAAACUUCAAUAACUUUCUCUCACACAUAGCAAUUCAACUUGUGCAAUGAGAUAUCUAGAUCACUGUUUCAAUCAACGCCUUGCUUAAUCGGCAUGCCACAUCAAACAUAGUCGUCGUACACCAACCCAGAGCAACAAUGGCGAACGAUCCACCACCUCCAACAACCAACAAUCCCUCACCAUCCACAUCCACACCCUCUACCGCCUCUGCCCCCUCAACCUCGGCAGCUCCAAACUCAACACCAAGCUCCCUCCCAUCCUCACCCUCAUCCUCGCCAUACCCCUACGCCUUCGCCCCCGACAUAAUCCGCGCGCACCAGAAGGACGCGUACUUCCAAGGCCUGCUCACGCACCAGAUCACGGACCUGCACCGGCACCUCCUCGGGGCCCGGUCGGCGCACGCCUGGGCCGCCGAGUCGCGCACGCUCGCCGACCUGCUGUACCUGUGCCUGACGACGCUGCUCGGCAACCGGACGCUCGGCGAGGAGUACUGCGGGCUCGUGCAGAUCGAAGCCGGGACGGGGGCCCUGCCCGCGCUCUCCAAGCGCGCCGCUUACAUCGCGGGCAGCAUCCUCGCGCCGUACGGCAUCUCCCGCCUGCUCCCCAAGAUCCGGGCGCGCAUACGCGCUCGCCUGCAGAAGAACCUGGGCCUCUCCCCGGGCGCGGGAGACAGUGACGAAAGCACGCUCGCGAAGCUGAACGGGAGCCGGAGCCGGACGUGGUCCCACAAGCUGCAAUCCUACGUGCUAGCCAACCUGUCCUCCAUAACCAGCGAAGCACCCGUGCACGCGGCCAGCCUCGCGCUCUUCUACUUCAGCGGGUCGUACUACGAGCUCGCCAAGCGGCUCGUCGGGCUGCGCUACAUCUUCACCCACAAGAUCGGCGAGUCCUCCGACCGCGCCGGGUACGAGGUCCUCGGCGUCCUGCUCGUCGUCCAGAUGGCCGUGCAGGGCUACCUGCACAUCCGAUCGACCCUAACCUCGUUCUCGGCCCCGCUCUCCCCCUCCCUCUCCCCCUCCAGCCCGUCGUCGUCCGACCGCGCGCGAGCCGGCGCCCUCACCGUGUCCCUGGACGAGAACGCGUACUCGUCCAACAACUCUCUAUUACCAGGCGGCCCCGGUGCCGGAGCUACGACCCGCAUCGACGUAGCAGCCGCGACGCACACGCCGGUCUGCGGCGCCGGCGGCGUGCCGCGGUACGACCUAGCCGAGGCGCGGAGCAUGGGCUGGAUUAAAGGGGGCCAGCAGCGCAAGUGCACGCUGUGCCUGGAGGAGCUGAAGGACCCGGCGGCCACGCAGUGCGGCCACGUCUUCUGCUGGACCUGCAUCGGCGACUGGGUGCGCGAGAAGCCCGAGUGCCCGCUGUGCCGCCGCGAGGCGCUGGUCCAGCACAUACUGCCGUUACGUGCCGUGUAGGAGAUAUUAUUGGGGGCCAGGGGAGAGGGGGGUAUGAUACAGAUACAAAUACCGUAUAUACGUAACGGCUACGGUUGCUUGCGGCGGAACCGGCUUGGCUACGUAAAGACGAGACGAGACGUAAGGGGUCAGGUGUAAGUUCAAACGUUAUGGAGAUGUUAAUCUAAUCGAAAAGGGGGCGGGGAGGUAUACAUAUUUACAUCUUACCAUACGCAUUACGAACAUAGAAGACAGAAUAUCACAUGUACCUAGGUAGCAAGCAAGCGUCACGAUAUUGGCAAUACGAUAAAAGAACAUAUUUAACAGUUAA